UGUAGCGAAACCGAUGGAUUUGUCAUGUCGGUUGUGACGGGUUUACGAUCAUUUGAUGUCUCUGGUGACUUUAAUCCCACAUUUUCCAGCAGCAACGCUCGAGUGGAGGCCACGUGUUUGCAGGCUGCAUUCUUCCAGCCGAGGUUGAAACAGGUGGAACAAUGUGCAGCAUGUUCAUAUGGAACUGUGGAGACUCUGUGGAACAGUUUGGAGCAGGAAAUGAAACAAAGUCUGCAGACAGACCGGGAUCAGAACCAGAACCAGGAGAUGGACCGGGAUCAGAACCAGAACCAGGAGAUGGACCGGGAUCAGAACCAGAACCAGGAAAUGGACCGGGAUCAGAACCAGAACCAGGAGAUGGACCGGGAUCCGAGCCAGGACUCCUCAUCCAGCAGGACUAAAGCGGACGCUGCUGGUCUGCAGAAUCAUAAAGGAAGACCCAAAAGACACUGCUGUGAUGAUUGCAAGCAAGUUUUCACCACUUCAUCAAACCUGAAGAAGCAUAAGAAAACUCACACUUGUGAAAAACCGUACAGCUGUGAUCAGUGUGGAAUUGCUUUUGCCCAAAAAGCUCACCUAAAGCGUCAUCAGCUCAUUCAUUCUGGAGACAAGCCUUACGGAUGUGAUCAGUGUGGAGCGUCUUUUGCCCGGCAAGGUGUUUUAAGGAGACACCAACGUAUUCACACUGGAGAAAAGCCUUACGGAUGUGAUCAGUGUGGAGCGGCUUUUGCCCAAAAAGGGCACCUAAAGCAACACCAACAUAUUCACACUGGAGACAAGCCUUACAGAUGUGAUCAGUGUGGAGCGACUUUUGCCCAUCAAAGUGAUCUUAAGAAACACCAACGUAUUCACACUGGAGACAAGCCUUACAGAUGUGAUCAGUGUGGAGCGGCUUUUAGCGACUCAAGUUAUCUAAGAGUCCACCAACGUAUUCACACUGGAGAAAAGCCUUACAGAUGUGAUCAGUGUGGAGCGGCCUUUGCCCGGCAAGAUAAUUUGACGACUCACCAACGUAUUCACACUGGAGACAAGCCUUACAGAUGUGAUCAGUGUGGAGUGGCUUUUAGCGACUCAAGUUAUCUAAGAGUCCACCAACGUAUUCACACUGGAGAAAAGCCUUACAGAUGUGAUCAGUGUGGAGCGGCCUUUGCCCGGCAAGAUAAUUUGACGACUCACCAACGUAUUCACACUGGAGACAAGCCUUACAGAUGUGGUCAGUGCGGGGCGGCUUUUGCCCAUCAAUGUGAUCUUAAGAGACACCAACGUAUUCACACUGGAGAAAAGCCAUACAGAUGUGAUCAGUGUGGAGUGGCUUUUAGCCAAUCAAGUAGUCUAAGGAGACAUCAACGUAUUCACACUGGAUAAAAAGUGUACAUUUGUGAUCAGUGCUGGUAUCAUUGUCGGGGCUUGACAUUUCCCGUUUUAUUUUUAAGCCCAUGUCUUUGUCUUUGAGUUCUUGUUUGACCUUCCUGGUUCCCAUCUGCCCUGAUCGUUUGCACCUGUGUAAUCUUUAUCCUUUGUGUAUAUCUGGUCUUGUCUCUCCCCUGCUCCCUGCUGGCCCGUCCUGUUUCAUCCCUCCAUGUGUUCCCUGUCAAGUUUUCCCAUAGUUUUCGGAUUCUUGUUUUAAGUUCCUGUUUUCUGAAUCCUGUUCAGCAGUGCUUUUGUUUUUG
Cololabis saira (Pacific saury) is the source of this 1670-nucleotide messenger RNA. Its product is annotated as zinc finger protein 501-like. Lineage: Eukaryota; Metazoa; Chordata; Actinopteri; Beloniformes; Belonidae. The transcript is spliced from 3 exons. Gene Ontology annotation, biological process: regulation of transcription by RNA polymerase II. The record is from RefSeq and is a predicted model, not a curated record. Gene Ontology annotation, molecular function: RNA polymerase II cis-regulatory region sequence-specific DNA binding; DNA-binding transcription factor activity. The coding region runs from base 25 to 1365 and encodes 446 amino acids.